CUUCCAUCAUAAUCGAAAAGGCUUUUCAAGAUGAAAAAGAAGAUCCUUCUGAUGGGCCGAUCUGGUUCAGGUAAAACUUCUAUGCGAGCUCUAGUCUUUUCUGCUUAUCGUGCAGCUGACACCGAUCGAUUAGGACAAACAUUGGACGUAGAACAUUCCCACGUUCGCUUUUUGGGCAAUCUCGUUCUGAACCUUUGGGAUUGUGGUGGUCAACAAAGUUAUAUGGAUAAUUAUUUGGAUAGUCAAAGGCAUCAAGUUUUCAGUGCUGUGGGCGUUUUGAUUUACGUAUUUGACUUGGUAGGUGAAGAUAGCGAAGAAUGGGAUAAAGACGUUCGAAGUUACAAAGAAUGCCUUUCUGCACUACAAGAUAAUUCACCCGAUGCACAUGUGUUUUGCUUAUUGCACAAGAUGGAUCUGGUUGAUGCUUCAAGGAGACGAUCCGUCUAUGCUUCCCGGGUAGAAGAGCUACGCAGGAAGAGCGAAGGUACGCAAAUCAAUUGUUUCGCUACAAGCAUUUGGGAUGAGACGAUCUAUAAAGCUUGGUCUAAGAUCAUUCAUACUCUCAUUCCCAACGUCACUGAUCUGGAACGAAGGCUAGACUAUUUCGCACGAGCGAAUGGCGCAAAAGAAGUUGUAAUUUUUGAGCGAACUACAUUCUUGGUCAUUUCAAAAAGCACUGAACGAUCGAACGAUUUAUCCAAAUCCGAACAAGAACGACAAAUAGAGAUGAAAAUGGAAGAAGAAGGUUAUCCACCCGCCGAUUCAACCGCUACUGUGGCAAUCGAUGAGAGUGGCUUGUAUCCUGGUCGAUUCGGCAAGAUAAGUCAAUUGAUCAAAGGUUUAAGAUUAGCAUGCUCAAAACUUCAAUCCCAAUUUCAAGCAAUCGAGAUGCGUACGAAUGCAUUCUCUGCUUAUUUGGAUAUCCUGACUCCUAAUACCUACAUCAUGGUCAUCACAGCAGAUCCUAAGAUCGAACUUUCUGCCAUCAAACUAAAUACGCAAUUGGUUCGCGAUCACUUUGAACAUCUGCCUGCUCUCAAUAUCAGUGGCCGAUGAAUUUUUCGACAAAUGUAUGAUAGCACAAUGUAUUUUAAUCAAUCGACAAAAAAUUGUAGAAGGGAAGAAGAGAAGAAUGGAGUAGAAGAAUGUAAUAGAAUAGAAUAAAAGAAUAGAGUAGAAGAAUAGAAGAGAAG
Molecule: messenger RNA, 1193 nt
Organism: Meira miltonrushii
Lineage: Eukaryota; Fungi; Basidiomycota; Exobasidiomycetes; Exobasidiales; Brachybasidiaceae
Exons: 1
Coding region: 31-1056 (341 amino acids)
Biological process (GO): cellular response to starvation; regulation of autophagy; positive regulation of TOR signaling
Cellular component (GO): nucleus; Gtr1-Gtr2 GTPase complex; fungal-type vacuole membrane
Molecular function (GO): GTPase activity; GTP binding
Source: RefSeq, a predicted model, not a curated record